CAAAAUCCACUCUUUGACCCAAACAAUGAUCGCUGCAUGGAAAAUUAAUGAAGCCAUAAAAUGUUCAGCGUGCAGACAGAGAUACUGUAGACACGGAUCUGCUCCAGAUCUUCUGGUUUAUCUCCACACAGCGCAUUAACAAUAGCGGGACAUGAUCUAUCUGAACCAGUGAAACUGCUGUGGCAGAGCUUACUGCGUUAAUGUUAGCUUACCUUCUCUAGACCAAGAUUAUUCUUCAGCGUUUUUGUCAAGAAUGACUCUGAAGAUUUCUAUAUUAUAAGUCCAAUGAACCAGGCCAGUUGUAAAUUCAUCUGAGUUUAUUCUUUUUGCAAAAAGGGAGAGAGUCAAAACAAAGUCUCCUCACAGAUCUGUGCUUCGGGUCCCUCUCCUAGCUCAGACACACACAGGCAGUUUUAUAGUAACACACAUAGGAAUUCCAUACAUGGGCAUAACGUAGCAGUGAGGUCAACUUGUUGCUAGGUAACGAAGGUCAAUUCUGUCAUGGGAUGGCACGGGAUGUUUAAACUAACCCAUAUAAGGAGUUGUUUUUGAGCAAAGAACUUAGACAAAGAAAUUCCAGCAGCUUGCUGGACACAGACAUCCUUCAUACUUGAUGCUUCAGAAAAAGAUUUCAAGGCACACACACAUAAUUUUGUAAAUAUUUUCAACAUUUUUCGUUCUCAGUCACAAUGUGCUUCCUCUUCAGCUGUUCAUAUAUCACGUAUCACAUGUUUCACUUUAUGUGCUGUUGUCAAAUUAACUAUCUAAACAUAAUUUACCUUCUACUUGAAAAAGAAGCAUCAGUUUUUUUUUUUUAAAUCGAUGAAACUGUCAUGAUCCAGUGCUUCGGUUUUCCCUGUCAGUCUCCAUGUUCAGGUUAAUCCUCCACAGCUGCUUCAUUUAGUUCAUCAACCUCAGUAUAUUUAGGUGUCUGGUUUUCAGUUCUCAUUGUCAUGUUAUCUGCUCUUCUCUGUUCAUGUCACUGGUUUGUUCUCCUGGUUUUGUCAUGUUUAAGUUUAUUUAGUAAAUGUUUGUUUCUGUCAGUCUUCUCUCCUGCAUUUGGGUCCUUCAUCUACCAACCAUGAGAGAAAUAUGAAAUUCAGGGGACAAGAAGUUUAGAGUUUCUUUGAUUUGGUGUUUGAUCAAUUGAAGACUGAAGGAUCAAAAUGAGUUGUUGCUGUCUUAACUUUUAAUGCAUCUAAAGAGUUAUUUUUUUCAAUUGAAAAUUUUAAAUGUUGAACUUCUUACUGAUAUAAUUUUUUUUUAUUUUUACUGUGGUUUGACAAUACAUAAAGUCCUUUAAAAGAAGGCUCCUUCUUGUGCUUGUGUCUCUACAGUCCUCCCUCAGAAUUAUGUGACUGAAAAUGAUUUCUGGAACCAAGAGAUGAGCGUCAGAGUGGACCAGGAAGAACCAGAACCUCCACAGAUUAAAGAGGAAAUGGAGGAACCAGAACCUCUACAGAUUAAAGAGGACCAGGAGGAACCAGAACCUCCACAGAUGAAAGAGGACCAGGAGGAACCAGAACCUCCACAGAUGAAAGGGGACCAGGAGGAACCAGAGCCACUACAGGUUAAAGAGGAACAAGAGGAACCAGAACCUCUACAGAUUAAAGAGGAACAGGAGGAAUCAGAACCUCCACAGAUGAAAGAGGACCUGGAGGAACCAGAACCUCCACAGAUGAAAGGGGACCAGGAGGAACCAGAGCUACUACAGGUUAAAGAAGACAAAGUGGAGUUGUGCAUCAGUCAGGAUGGAGAGCUGCUUGAUCUGAAGCAGGAGAUUGACACUUUGAAGGAGAUACCUACUUAUGAGGAAAAUGAGACCAGUGAAGCAGAUCUAAACACUCAGCAGAGCUUUAAUAGAACUUAUAGUCAGGAUGAAGAACCUCAUUUAAAUACAGAUGAAGAGAUAGACCCACAGAACAAACAACAAAGGAUUCCAACAAUCUGUAAAGAAUGUGGUAAAGGUUACUUGUCUCAGCUCAGAGUUCAGAUGGGAAUCCAUCAGAAGCCUUUUGUUUGUAAACAAUGCACCAAACGUGGUAAAUUAACUAAUGUCAAAUCACACAUGAGAACUCACACAGGAGAGAAGCCUUUUUCUUGUCAAGAAUGUAAUAAACGUUUUAGUAAAGCAUAUGAUUUAAAAACACAUAUUAGAACUCACACAGGAGAGAAGCCUUUUCUUUGUAAGGAAUGUGGUUCAACUUUCAUUCAAAUAUCUCACCUUUAUUCACACAUGAGAAUUCACACAGGAGAGAAGCCUUUUAUUUGUAAAGAAUGUGAUAAACGUUUUAGACAAAAUUCUGAUUUGAAAAUACAUAUGAGAACUCACACAGGAGAAAAGCCUUUUUUUUGUAAAGAAUGUGCAAAAAGUUUUAGUCAAAAAUCUCACCUUUAUUCACAUAUGAGAACUCAUACAGGAGAGAAACCUUUUACCUGUAAAGAAUGUGAUAAAGGUUUUAGUCUCAUUCGCGAUCUCAGAUCACACAUGAGAACUCACAUAGGAGAGCAGCCUUUUACCUGUAAAAAAUGUGCUGAACGUUUUAGUGACUUUGAUAAUCUCAAAACACACAUGGGAACUCACACAGGAGAGAUGCCUUUUCUACGUAAAGAAUGUGAUAAACAUUUUAGGCAAAAAAAUGAUUUAAAAAAACAUAUGAGAACUCAAACAGGAGAAAAGCCUUUUUUUUGUAAAGAAUGUGCUAAAAGUUUUCGUCAAAAAUCUCACCUUUAUUCACAUAUGAGAACUCACACAGGAGAGAAGCCUUUUACCUGUAAAGAAUGUGAUAACAGUUUUAGUCACAAAUGUAAUCUCAAAAGGCACAUGAGAACUCACACGGGAGAGAAGCCUUUUACCUGUAAAGAAUGUCACAAGAGUUUUAGGCAAAUGCGUAGUCUCAAAACACACGUGAGAACUCACACAGGAGAAAAGCCUUUUUUGUGUACGGAAUGUGACAAAAGUUUUGGUGAAAAAUCAUAUUUGAGAAGACACAUGAGAACUCACACAGGAGAGACAUCUUUUUCUCGUACAUAAUGCAAUUAACAUUUUAGUUUGCGACAGACUAGUGACCUAUCCAGGUGUAUCCUGCCUUUGCCCAUCAGUACCUGAGUUUGGCUCCAGCACCCCAUGACCCCUAUAGCUUUAAGGGGCUAAGAAGAUGAUUAAACUUUUAGUCAAAUAUCUGAUCUCAAUUCACACAUGAAAACUCACACAGGAGAGACGUCUAUUAUCAUCUAGUUAUUAUAAAAUGUUACCGAUUGCUCUAGUAUCAGGCAGUAACAGUGUAGUGUGAACACUAUAUGCUAAUAGCAUUUUUGAGAAUGUUUUAUUUUUUUUUUUUGGUAAAACCGAUGACAUACAGUAAAAAAAACAAUGAACAUUAAACAUUUUCAAGAAUGUUUGUGAAGAACCCCACACAUGCCCAGUUUGCACAUAGCAUAAGAGAUCUUCAUCUCUUGAACGGCUUUUACCAGUUUAAGCAACAGCAUUGUUUGUUGGUUUGAUUUUAGAUUAAAUUUUGCUAAACGACAGUCAAAAAUGAAUGUUCGAUUUUUGUUUUUUGUUUUUUAUGAGUAGAUUUUUUUGUAAAAUAUUUUUUUGGUGAAAGUUGUUAAGUUGACCAUUGUGUCACAGUUUAUGCUAUUUGUUUAAGUCUGUGUGUUACCAUGACAACACUAGAUAUAUUUGUAUACAUCUCUGAUUCUAACAUUUUCAAUGUGAUCAGUGAACAUUUCAUGUGAUUGUUGUUAACUACUUUUUUUGUGAUGGUAAACUAAAACUGACUGGAGUUGAGUCAUGUCAGCAAGUAACCACACGAUUAGCACUCUUGCCUCACACCAAGAAGGCCCCGGUUCAAACCUCGGCUGGGGGAUCUGAAACAGAAAC
This is a messenger RNA of Oryzias melastigma (Indian medaka), 3886 nucleotides long. Its product is annotated as gastrula zinc finger protein XlCGF57.1-like. The record is from RefSeq and is a predicted model, not a curated record. NCBI's taxonomy places the organism in Eukaryota, Metazoa, Chordata, Actinopteri, Beloniformes, Adrianichthyidae. Gene Ontology annotation, biological process: regulation of transcription by RNA polymerase II. The transcript has a single exon. Bases 1385 to 3034 code for a protein of 549 amino acids. Gene Ontology annotation, molecular function: DNA-binding transcription factor activity; RNA polymerase II cis-regulatory region sequence-specific DNA binding.